CGCUCCCCUUUGACCCUUCGCUCGCGUGCUACACAUCCGGGCCUCUGCUACUAGUGAGAGGAAGAUGGCGGCCGCGGCUGUUGUGGUUCCCGCAGAGUGGAUAAAGAACUGGGAGAAAUCAGGGAGAGGCGAAUUUUUGCAUUUAUGUCGGAUCCUCAGUGAAAAUAAAAGCCAUGAUAGUUCGACAUACAGAGAUUUCCAGCAAGCUCUCUAUGAAUUGUCAUAUCAUGUAAUUAAAGGAAAUCUAAAGCAUGAACAGGCAUCUAAUGUUCUUAAUGACAUUAGUGAAUUUCGUGAGGAUAUGCCCUCCAUUCUUGCUGAUGUAUUCUGCAUAUUAGAUAUUGAAACAAAUUGUUUAGAAGAAAAAAGCAAGAGAGACUAUUUUACACAGUUGGUAUUAGCAUGUUUGUAUUUAGUUUCAGACACAGUCCUGAAGGAACGCCUGGAUCCAGAAACACUGGAAUCAUUAGGGCUUAUCAAACAAUCACAGCAAUUCAAUCAAAAGUCAGUUAAAAUCAAGACAAAACUCUUUUAUAAGCAGCAGAAAUUCAAUUUGUUAAGAGAAGAGAAUGAAGGUUAUGCCAAGCUGAUUGCUGAAUUGGGGCAAGAUUUAUCUGGAAGCAUUACUAGUGAUUUAAUCUUAGAAAAUAUCAAAUCUUUAAUAGGAUGCUUUAAUCUGGAUCCCAAUAGAGUUUUGGAUGUCAUUUUAGAAGUGUUUGAAUGCAGGCCAGAACACGAUGACUUCUUUAUAUCUUUGUUAGAAUCUUACAUGAGUAUGUGUGAACCGCAAACACUGUGUCAUAUUCUUGGGUUCAAAUUCAAGUUUUACCAGGAACCAAAUGGCGAGACACCAUCAUCUUUAUACAGAGUUGCAGCUGUACUUCUACAAUUUAAUCUUAUUGAUUUAGAUGAUCUUUAUGUACAUCUUCUUCCAGCCGAUAAUUGCAUUAUGGAUGAACACAAACGAGAAAUUGCGGAAGCUAAGCAAAUUGUUAGAAAACUUACGAUGGUUGUGUUGUCUUCUGAAAAAAUGGAUGAUCGAGAGAAAGAAAAGGAGAAAGAAGAGGAGAAAGUAGAGAAGCCACCUGAUAACCAAAAACUUGGCUUGUUGGAAGCCUUAUUAAAGAUCGGUGACUGGCAACAUGCACAGAACAUUAUGGAUCAGAUGCCUCCAUACUAUGCAGCUUCACAUAAGCUAAUAGCACUUGCUAUUUGCAAGCUCAUUCACAUAACUAUUGAACCUCUCUACCGAAGAGUUGGUGUUCCUAAAGGUGCUAAGGGCUCACCUGUUAAUGCUUUGCAAAACAAGAGGGCACCAAAACAAGCUGAGAGUUUUGAAGAUUUGAGGAGAGACGUGUUCAAUAUGUUCUGUUACCUUGGUCCUCACCUUUCUCAUGAUCCCAUUUUAUUCGCAAAAGUGGUGCGCAUAGGCAAGUCAUUUAUGAAGGAGUUUCAGUCUGAUGGAAGCAAACAAGAAGAUAAAGAAAAAACGGAAGUUAUCCUUAGCUGUUUGCUUAGCAUUACUGACCAGGUACUACUUCCAUCUCUUUCUUUGAUGGACUGCAAUGCUUGUAUGUCUGAGGAACUAUGGGGAAUGUUUAAAACAUUUCCAUAUCAGCAUAGAUAUCGUCUGUAUGGCCAGUGGAAGAAUGAAACUUAUAACAGUCACCCACUUUUAGUAAAAGUUAAAGCUCAAACAAUAGACAGAGCCAAAUAUAUCAUGAAGCGCCUAACCAAGGAAAAUGUGAAGCCUUCUGGAAGACAAAUUGGGAAGCUGAGCCACAGCAAUCCAACCAUUUUGUUUGAUUAUAUCUUGUCACAAAUACAGAAGUAUGAUAACUUAAUAACACCUGUAGUAGAUUCAUUGAAAUACCUCACUUCAUUGAAUUAUGAUGUUUUGGCCUAUUGUAUCAUUGAAGCUUUAGCUAAUCCAGAAAAGGAAAGAAUGAAACAUGAUGACACAACCAUUUCAAGCUGGCUUCAGAGUCUGGCUAGUUUCUGUGGUGCAGUUUUUCGUAAAUAUCCAAUUGAUCUUGCCGGUCUUCUUCAGUAUGUUGCCAAUCAGCUAAAGGCGGGUAAAAGUUUUGACCUGCUUAUAUUGAAAGAAGUGGUGCAAAAAAUGGCAGGAAUAGAAAUUACAGAGGAAAUGACAAUGGAGCAACUAGAGGCCAUGACUGGUGGAGAGCAGCUAAAAGCUGAGGGUGGUUAUUUUGGUCAGAUCAGAAACACUAAAAAAUCCUCUCAGAGAUUAAAGGAUGCUCUGUUGGACCAUGAUCUUGCCCUUCCUCUCUGUCUCCUUAUGGCUCAGCAGAGGAAUGGGGUAAUCUUUCAGGAAGGUGGAGAGAAACAUUUGAAACUUGUGGGAAAGCUCUAUGACCAGUGUCAUGAUACCCUGGUGCAGUUUGGCGGGUUUUUAGCAUCUAAUCUGAGCACAGAAGAUUAUAUAAAGCGAGUGCCUUCAAUUGAUGUACUCUGUAAUGAAUUUCAUACACCCCAUGAUGCAGCAUUUUUCCUGUCUAGGCCAAUGUAUGCCCAUCAUAUUUCGUCAAAGUAUGAUGAACUUAAAAAAUCAGAAAAGGGAAGUAAACAGCAACAUAAAGUUCAUAAGUACAUAACAUCAUGUGAGAUGGUGAUGGCGCCUGUCCAUGAAGCAGUGGUCUCCUUACAUGUUUCCAAAGUCUGGGAUGACAUCAGCCCUCAAUUCUAUGCCACGUUCUGGUCAUUGACAAUGUAUGACCUUGCAGUUCCACACACCAGCUAUGAACGAGAAGUCAAUAAACUUAAAGUCCAGAUGAAAGCAAUUGAUGACAAUCAAGAAAUGCCCCCAAAUAAAAAGAAAAAAGAGAAGGAGCGCUGUACUGCUCUUCAGGACAAGCUUCUUGAAGAAGAAAAGAAACAGAUGGAACAUGUACAGAGAGUUCUACAGAGAUUGAAACUGGAAAAGGACAACUGGCUUUUAGCAAAAUCUACCAAAAAUGAGACCAUCACAAAAUUUCUACAGCUGUGUAUAUUUCCUCGAUGUAUUUUUUCAGCAAUUGAUGCUGUUUACUGUGCUCGUUUUGUUGAAUUGGUACAUCAACAGAAAACUCCAAAUUUUUCCACACUUCUUUGCUAUGAUCGAGUUUUCUCUGACAUAAUUUACACAGUUGCAAGCUGUACUGAAAAUGAAGCCAGUCGAUAUGGAAGGUUUCUUUGCUGCAUGUUAGAGACUGUGACCAGGUGGCAUAGCGAUAGAGCCACAUAUGAAAAGGAAUGUGGAAACUAUCCAGGAUUCCUUACCAUAUUGCGGGCAACUGGAUUUGAUGGUGGAAAUAAGGCUGAUCAAUUAGACUAUGAAAAUUUUCGACAUGUUGUACAUAAAUGGCAUUAUAAACUAACCAAGGCAUCGGUACAUUGCCUUGAAACAGGCGAAUAUACUCACAUCCGGAAUAUCUUGAUUGUGCUAACAAAAAUACUUCCUUGGUACCCAAAAGUUUUGAAUCUGGGUCAAGCUUUGGAAAGAAGAGUACACAAAAUCUGCCAAGAAGAAAAAGAGAAGAGGCCAGAUCUAUAUGCAUUGGCUAUGGGCUACUCUGGGCAGUUGAAAAGUAGAAAGUCAUACAUGAUACCUGAAAAUGAGUUUCAUCACAAAGACCCCCCUCCGAGGAAUGCAGUUGCCAGUGUGCAAAAUGGGCCUGGUGGUGGGCCUUCUUCAUCAUCAGUAGGAAGUACAUCUAAAUCGGAUGAAAGCAGUACUGAGGAGACUGAUAAAUCAAGGGAGAGAUCUCAGUGUGGUGUGAAAGCUGUUAAUAAAGCUUCUAGUACCACACCUAAAGGGAAUUCAAACAAUGGAAAUAGUGGCUCUAACAGCAACAAAGCUGUUAAAGAAAAUGACAAAGAAAAAGGGAAAGAGAAGGAAAAAGAGAAAAAAGAAAAGACUCCAGCUACUACUCCAGAGGCCAGGGUACUUGGUAAAGAUGGUAAAGAAAAACCAAAGGAGGAGCGGCCAAAUAAAGAUGAAAAAGCAAGAGAAACCAAGGAAAGAACGCCAAAGUCUGACAAAGAAAAAGAAAAAUUCAAGAAGGAAGAAAAAGUUAAAGAUGAGAAAUUCAAGACCACUGUCCCCAACGCAGAAUCAAAAUCAAGUCAAGAAAGGGAAAGAGAGAAGGAGCCAUCCAGAGAGAGAGAUAUAGCAAAGGAAAUGAAAUCAAAGGAAAAUGUUAAAGGAGGAGAAAAAACGCCAGUUUCUGGGUCCUUGAAGUCACCUGUUCCCCGAUCAGAUAUUCCAGAGCCUGAAAGGGAACAAAAACGCCGCAAAAUUGAUACUCACCCUUCUCCGUCGCAUUCCUCCACAGUAAAGGUUACAGCCAUACUUCCCAAAGUUCCUCUGGGUUCUGAGAACUAUGCCAGCUCACCUGUCAUCUCCAUUCAUUUUCUACAGGACAGUCUCAUCGAACUCAAGGAAUCUUCAGCAAAGCUCUACAUUAAUCAUACUCCUCCACCACUGUCCAAGAGUAAGGAGAGAGAAAUGGACAAGAAAGAUUUGGACAAGUCAAGGGAAAGAUCCAGAGAAAGAGAGAAAAAAGAUGAAAAGGACAGGAAAGAGCGGAAAAGGGAUCACUCAAACAAUGACCGUGAAGUGCCACCGGACUUAACCAAGAGACGUAAAGAAGAAAAUGGAACAAUGGGGGUUUCAAAACAUAAAAGUGAAAGUCCAUGUGAAUCUCCUUAUCCAAAUGAAAAAGAUAAGGAAAAAAAUAAGUCAAAAUCUUCAGGCAAAGAAAAAGGCAGUGAUUCAUUUAAAUCUGAGAAGAUGGAUAAAAUCUCCUCCGGUGGCAAAAAGGAGUCUAGGCAUGAUAAAGAAAAGAUAGAAAAGAAAGAGAAACGGGACAGUUCAGGAGGAAAGGAAGAGAAGAAACAUCAUAAGUCCUCGGACAAGCACAGAUAAUGAAGACUUUCAAUCAAGGUGAGAUUGGAGUGUUCAGCUGUGACCAGAAAUUUAUUUUCCUGAGUAAAUUGCCAAGAAUUAAGAAUGAAGAGGGCCAUUUGCAUCUCCUUAAAUUAUUCAGUUGUCUGCUUUAUUGCUCCAUGUGGAAAACUUAAAAUUAAGUUGUGCAUUUCUGUAUUUUCACCUGUUGUUUAGUUUCUACAUGUUUAUUUUCAGUAAUGGCUGAAAGUGUUAAUUGUUCCAUAUUUUUAGCACAAUGUGCUGCAUACAGUUUCCAACAAACAAAUAAGGUUACCUGUGUACAGAGUUCUACCUUAGGUGAACUAAAUACUGCCUGGGUUCAGCUUUUAUUUCCAUUCUGAAAUGCUUCCAUUUUAUUGUUUGAAACUGAAAAUAAACAAUUAUUGAACCAUUUUGACCUCAUUUUAAAACUCAGUUUUAAUUUAUUAUUUGGCUUAUUCUUAAUAUUAGUCACUAAAAACAGUGGGAGCAUUGUCUUAUGAAAUGCUUAGGAAUCAUUUUAUAUAGUACAUGUACAACAUUAAAACCUGUUUAAAAAAGAAAAAGGUACCAGCACUCACUUGUCCCUUGCCAUUUUUUCUUGUAAUUAUGUUAGACAAAUCUUGGGGCGGGGGGAUCAAAAGAUAAUUGUUUUAAUUCUACAGCUAUAGGAGCUUUGUAUUGCUGAACUUUGGUCUGGCAAAGUUUCACAGUGACAUUUUUAAAAGAGAAUUUUUUUAUCUACUGAAUUCUACCAGUGUAACCUUUUUUCUAAAUAAACAAUAGUUUUCUCAAAUGAUUGUA
Messenger RNA from Cebus imitator (Panamanian white-faced capuchin), 5731 nucleotides. RefSeq names its product THO complex 2 (gene THOC2). Gene Ontology annotation, molecular function: mRNA binding. NCBI's taxonomy places the organism in Eukaryota, Metazoa, Chordata, Mammalia, Primates, Cebidae. Gene Ontology annotation, cellular component: THO complex part of transcription export complex. The transcript is spliced from 39 exons. The record is from RefSeq and is a predicted model, not a curated record. Bases 65 to 4927 code for a protein of 1620 amino acids. Gene Ontology annotation, biological process: mRNA processing; mRNA export from nucleus.